Amaranthus tricolor (Joseph's coat) is the source of this 393-nucleotide messenger RNA. RefSeq lists its product as uncharacterized. The transcript has a single exon. Gene Ontology annotation, molecular function: structural constituent of ribosome; 5S rRNA binding. Lineage: Eukaryota; Viridiplantae; Streptophyta; Magnoliopsida; Caryophyllales; Amaranthaceae. Bases 1 to 393 code for a protein of 130 amino acids. The record is from RefSeq and is a predicted model, not a curated record. Gene Ontology annotation, cellular component: ribosome. Gene Ontology annotation, biological process: translation.
AUGGCGACGCUGCGCAAAGCGUACGAACUGCGGCUCCAUAUAUCCCUCAAAUACGUAACUGCCAAUGUUAUGGACACCAGUAACGGCCAAAUCGUGGCGCAAGUCUCCACAAUUGAGCACGCUCUUAAAAAUGCCUUUGAUUUGGGACGAACCACUAAAAACCCUCAAACUGCUAUUGUUGUUGGUGAAAUUCUUUCAAGGCGCAUCAAAUUGGAAGCUCUAAGUCAUCCAGUUUUGAAGCAUGGAAUACACGCUAAUGUGUGUAAACAGAUCCAGAAAAAAGGGGUUGAAGAUGAAAAUGCUAAUUCUAGGAUUGUUUGGUCUAUUAUCAAUUCUCUCAGAGAUAAUAGAAUUAGGGUUACUGUAAUUGAUCCUGAUUGUAAUGAAGUAUGA